AGCAGAAUGUCUGGACAACCUCAUUACAAGUAAGGAAGCAUUCCAAUAUUUAGUUUUCUGAAUGUGCCGAAUUUUGGCAUGUUGAAUCCUUAAAAUACUUAAAUAUCUUAAGUAUACGAGAAGGCUAUUAAAGAAGCUGUGAAUAGUGUGCAUUUAUAAAAAUUAGGAAAAAAACAACUAUAAUAAAUUGCAAAAGAACUGAAUAUACAUGAAAAAAAAAAAAAAGAAGAAAUUAUUAGCUCAAUUCCCACACAACUUCUACAAUUUUUGAUAUAAGUUGAUCCAUCUAGACCUGUGGAAUAGCUUCUUCAACACCAACCAAACCUUCAAAACAACGAGAGCAUAAUGGCCAUCUUAAAGAAAUUUUAAGGAAGCAUAAUCAAUAGAACAUAAUAAUUCCCAUAACAACCACAAAUACAGCGAGCCAUCCCAUAAAUCCUGGCAAAUCCAUAUAUGAACUAUGUAUUGAAUUCAUUUAAAAUUUAAGAUGGUCCUCCCAUAAGCACAGCAAUAACAACAAUUAUUACAAUACAAUCCAUUAAUGAAUAUGAAUCUCUAUCAAUAGCAGAUGAGAUAAAAUACACCGCAACAAUUUUACUAUCAAUAUAACAGUAUGCAUUCUACAUUAUUUAGAUCAAUGGAAUGAAUCCCUUACAAUUCCAUAAACAGAAAUUUAACAACUCCUCAUGUGUCCAUGUAAGUAAGAAAAUUCAAUUAUUCCUAGAAUCAUUCCCGCCAAAAGAGUUACUAAUGAGGAAGUUAAAUGCAUUAAUUGCGAUAACAAACUUCAUAUUUCCUGUAUGAAAUUGUAGCCCAACGAUGUCAAGAUGUUCGAAUGUCCAGUUUGCAUUCUCAGCAAAAUUGACCCACUCAAUCAAAUUAUUAAAGUUCUCACUAAACCGACCUUGAUGAAUGUUAAUUCAAGCACGCUCAGUUUCAUGCUUACUGCUGAAGAAUUCCAGUAACACCUAUUUAUAUAAACAUAGUCAAUUAUAAGAUCGCUCAUUUUAAUACUAAGUAGAAUUGAGAUCAAUAAGACUUGACGCUAAAUACAUGAAUGAAAUUACUUGGCCUGAUUUCUGUGAAAUUUCAAUCAAUCAGCAACGUCUUGUGGAACUCAAACCACUUAAAUCAAAUAGCAGUCUAAAAAAAAGAAAGGAUGAAAUUUAGAUCAUACCCUUCCAGCAUAAUAUUACUCUCUCCAUCAAAUAAGGCUACAAUCAAAUCAUUAUCAAAGAUGGACAAAAUUUCCAAGAACCCAAAACAUAGUUUAAAUUGUGUGAAGAGUAAAACCUUAUUAAUAUAAUAUUAGUGGAGUCUAUGCACAAGCCAUUUAUUUGACAAAGAAGAGACCACAUUAGGAAUUGAUCAAUCAGAUUAAAUAAAAUAAGGAGUGUCUUAAAACUAAGGAAGAGUGUAUACAACUCAUUUAAAAAGCCUGUGUGGCUGAAAAGACUGAUAAUGAUGUUCAAAUUGAUAAAAUCACCAUCAAGGUUUCCCUCAAGUGUCAAUUUGAUUCUUAAAUGAUCUAGACACCUGCUAGAGGAAAGUUUUGUGCACAUGUCUAAUGUUUCUCUCUUGAAAAUACCAUCACCAUUAAUGCUGGCACAUCAAAGAAGUGGAAAUGCCCUGUUUGCAAAAAAAAGAUUUUUGAUAUCAUGAUCGAUUAGUAUUAAUUGCAAUUAUUGGAACAAUAUAGAAAUAAUAAAGAAAACAUAAAGGAAGUCGUUUUUGAUUAAAAUGUAUUAUAUUUAUUCUAAAUCUAGGGGGAAAUAGUGUAAGAGAUCAAAGAGGAGUUGGAAGAGUCUGAAGAAGAAUAAGUCAGUAUCAAUAAGCAGAAUCAAUUAGAAGAAUAACAAAAACAAGCACUUUAAUAAUUAGCAGAUCCAACACUUCUAAGACUAAUUAUGUUGAACCCUACAACUCUGAUUCAGAUGCAAUUGUAUUAAAAACAAAUGGGCUAAAUUUCUGUCCUGUAGUAGCAACAACAAAUUUAAUAAUAACAGAUGUAGCAUAAAGAGAAAAAUGAAAAUGUCAACACUUAUUAAAAUAAGUCAUAGUUAAAAUAAUUAGUUGAAUCAAACUUAUCUAAUAUUGAAGGGAAGUAAAAUUCAUUACAAUAAUUAUUGACUCAAUAGACAAUUACGAAGCCUAAAUUCAUAAAAUUUAAAAAAUUUGAAACUUGGUUAGAUGAAGUAUCCCAACAAGAACUUGCUUAGAAGAAUUUGGAAAAAUAGAUAAAUGAUCAAAUAAACGAAGAUUAAUAAAAUUUAGAACAAAAUUAAUCUUAAUAAUAAUAAGAUUCAUUAUAAUUGGAAAAGUAAUAAUAAUAAUUAUCCGAAUAAUAGUAGUCAAUCUAAUAGCAACAGUAAUAAUUAUUAUUAUAAUAACAAUAAUAAUAAUAACAACAACAACUAUAACAAUAACAGUAACAACAACAAUAACAAUAAUAAUAACAAUAAUAAUUAUAAACUACACAUCAAGAAAAUGAUAAACCGAUAUAGAAAUCUAAUAGACUGAAAGAAAGAAUGGUUAGAGUAAUAAAAAAAUAAUUUUCUGAAUUUAUUAGAAAGAAUUUUGCUAACAAUAUAAAUGUUACUGCUGAGAAUAAUGUUAAAAAUCCUUAAUAGACAUAAUAAUAAUAACAAAGUGCCACUAAAAAAUAUAUCUAUAAACUUUCUGAAGAGAAACCUAAAAUCAAUACUACUACUCAAUUCACAAAAAUGUUGGCUGAUCAGAUCAUUAUGCAAAACCCUGGUCAAAUUGAAAAGCAGCAUGAAGAUUUGAAAUCUUUUGGAGAGGAGUAAUUAAAAUCAUUAUAAGCUUUUCUCCCUUAAGGAUUUACUACUCCAUAAUCUGUAUUUUAAUAAUAAAUAGUCAAUUAAAAAUAAUCAGAUUCUAAUGCUUAAAUUUAAAAAGUGUUAAGCAAUUAGAAUCCAACCCUUGUUGGAUAACAACCAUAACCAUAAUAAUAACAAUAACAAUAAUAAUAGCAAUAAUAAUAGUAAUAAUAAUAAUAAUAGUAAUAAGUUCCUUAAUAAAAAGUGAAAGAAAAAUCUUUACAAAAAAUUAAAUCUCCUCAACCCAGCAGCAGCCAUGAGGAUAAAAAUGGAAAAAAUAUGGAUAAUCCAAUUUGCAUAGAUUGA
Messenger RNA from Paramecium octaurelia, 3146 nucleotides. Lineage: Eukaryota; Ciliophora; Oligohymenophorea; Peniculida; Parameciidae. The record is from the annotation of a GenBank genome assembly.